GACCUUCAAGAACUUUAAUAAACUUUCUAACAAAAUUAAAAUCGGAGGAUUUUCAAGGAAUAGAUCUACUUUAAUAAAUUAGUAUACCCUUGUAUGCGGAUGAAAGCUCGACCUAACCGCAAAAAAGCUCGGUCACUUUUUGAUGUUUUACAAUACUUACGCCGUCUCGAGGCCGUCAACCUCCGAAACGCUAGUCCUGUCCUGUACAGUAUCAUCUUUCCAAAUCCGUUUAUUCGAAAUCCGAGGAUAUGACCCUAUGUAUGAGGUAUCCUGCAUUCGCGUCUCAAUAUGUUUUUCAUCACUUCAACGGGCAAGAUUACAACCCUGUUGGGGAUUCGCAUAGGCAGGAUUAGGCGUUUAUAAUUGGUUCCGAGAUUGAUAGUUGUUGAUCCUUCUUCAUCAUAUCUACGGUGCCAUUACCGCGCCGCCCCCGACAUUAAGUUUCGGGUCCACUCACUUCUUCUCUGCAAAAAAAGCUGCAUAUAUCUCCUCGGAAUAGCAACAAACUGUUUGUUUAUUGUCCGACUUUUUUUAUUUACAUUUUUAACCCAGUCAAAACGCAAUGUCUGCCACAGACCCCAAUAUACCGCAUGACUCCAAGGUGAAUCAGAUAUUGGGAGUAUGUUCUGCCAUGUUGGUGAUUACUACAAUAGUGGUAGCAGCAAGAAUUUGGACCCGCUUGAAGCUUGCUCAGGGUGGACUUGGAGCCGAUGACUGGUGUAUAAUUGUUGCUUGGGUUUUGGCUGUAGCUUAUGAUCUUGAUCCAAUUAAUCAAGUAACAUUUGGAUUGGGUCAACACAUAUAUGAUCUGCCUGAAAGUACAAAUUUCAGUGCUUCUCUAGAGCUCUAUUACUUCGGUGAAAUCAUCUACUUCGUCUGUGUCGGCGUCACGAAAGUAGCUAUCCUCAUUCUAUAUCUUCGUCUAGCCACCUCCAAGGUCUUUCGAACCCUCAUCUGGGGUGUAAUGGCCUUCGUGAUCCUUACAUCUUUCUCCUUCGUCAUUGCGACUAUUUUCCAAUGUACGCCGAUUUCCAAGGCGUGGGAACAACCUGUUACAAGUAAGGGACAUUGUAUCCAAGUCAAUGCUAUGUUCUAUGCCAAUGCCGGCUUGGAUAUCUUUCAGGAUCUGUUGAUAUACGUUUUGCCAAUGAAGAUGUUGUAUUCGAUUCAGAUACCGAGGAGACAGAAAUUCGCACUUAUGAUUGUUUUUGCGGUAGGAGGCUUUGUGGUUGUCACGGGCAUGAUCAGACUUUAUUAUCUGCAAGGUGCUCAAGCAUCGCAGGAUCCUUCUUAUGACAAUGUAGGCGGUGCCGUCUGGUCUUGCAUCGAAUGCAACAUAGGCGUAGUGUGUGCCUCGCUCCCACAUUUCAAGCCCCUCUUCGACCGAUUCUUCCCAUCGUUAAUGGGUCGAUCUGUCGGCGCCUCAAAUCACAACGGUCAUUCAGGAGGGCCAGAUUUACGAAAUAAUUACGUUAAACAAAAUAAUGAAUAUGAGCUGGAAAAUGGAGGCGCGAAGAAGAAAGUGUGGAAAGAUACUUACGAGGGGAAGUAUGGGAAAGACUUGGCCAAUAAUAUUGAGGUGGGUGAUACGAUCUACGGGGGAAACGAUAGCGAGGAGAGGUUGAGAGGGUUGACACCGCCCGAGACUGAGGGAUACAAUGCAGGGGGGAUUUACAAAAGCACAAAGGUUGUGGUUAGUAGGUUGCCGGCAAAUUGAAGGACGAAAGAACGAUGUUUGGUAUGAAAGAUAGGGUCUACGCAAUGAUAUAUUAUGGGUCAGCAUGGAAAGGCGUUGGAUAUAAUAAUGGUAUUACCCAUGGACUUGAACUUGAGGCUCAAAACUCUUCAGAGAACAGAUAGUUUUUACGAGAACUUAUGCUUCGCGGCCUUGGAAUUUUGUAAAUCAUCUAGAAAUAUAUUACAUUACAUCGUUGGGCGAAAACCUCUAUGAAACUUCUUCUUUUCAUCCAGUUGAUCCCUCAACGUACCUCUCCAUCUCCAUCCCCUUUACAAUCAUGCGACUAAUCUUCCACUUUCCA
Botrytis cinerea B05.10 is the source of this 2039-nucleotide messenger RNA. RefSeq lists its product as hypothetical. The coding region runs from base 563 to 1717 and encodes 384 amino acids. The record is from RefSeq and is a predicted model, not a curated record. The transcript has 5 exons. Lineage: Eukaryota; Fungi; Ascomycota; Leotiomycetes; Helotiales; Sclerotiniaceae.